AUGAUAUUCCCAGAGCCACUGACAGGUAUCCUCAGUAACACCAAAAUGACCAUCGGUCAGCCAUCACACGAAGGGCUUCAGCAGCCCACUUCAGGAAGCAACACAACCGCACAGCAAGCUACACAUCAGGAUGCCAGGAGACAGAAUCUCGUGGCCUGCGCCAAUGAAUACGCGCACCUGGUGCAGCGUGCACCGGAGUUGACCUUCUUCACCCAGAACUACAUCGAACAGUAUCAGACAGAGAUUCUUUCGUUGGAGCCUGAUAAGCACGGCGCCACGACUCAACUUCGAAAAGUCCUUGGUAACCUGGUUCAUGACACCCUCGAUGCCCUGCUUGCGGAUCUGCUGGUUGCCGUGAAAGUCGAACAACGCAAGAUGAGCGCCGACGAUGAUGCGAUUGGUAUGACGGAAACGGAGCCACUCGAAACCGAUGUCGUUGCAGCCCAGCAGGAUGUUCUUGGACAGAAGGUCAAGAUGGAACUUGAGUCGCUUGUUGAGCUGGCCAAGGAUGCUGUGGACGAGGAGCUUCUCGGCUUGCAGGAAUACUGA
Molecule: messenger RNA, 549 nt
Organism: Fulvia fulva
Lineage: Eukaryota; Fungi; Ascomycota; Dothideomycetes; Mycosphaerellales; Mycosphaerellaceae
Exons: 2
Coding region: 1-549 (182 amino acids)
Source: RefSeq, a predicted model, not a curated record